Anopheles stephensi (Asian malaria mosquito) is the source of this 2237-nucleotide messenger RNA. RefSeq names its product SEC14-like protein 2. Bases 200 to 1462 code for a protein of 420 amino acids. The record is from RefSeq and is a predicted model, not a curated record. The transcript is spliced from 6 exons. Gene Ontology annotation, cellular component: cytoplasm. NCBI's taxonomy places the organism in Eukaryota, Metazoa, Arthropoda, Insecta, Diptera, Culicidae.
CUCAAUCCCCGGUCACAUUCUCGAACGAACCACCGGGGGCAUCAAACGUAAGAAAGUUCGCUGUGACGCGGUGCCGAGUUUACCGAUCGUGUUGUUGGCAACAGUGCAAAACAGUUGCAGAAGAGAUCAAUAGUGUGCAUUUUUGAAUCAGGUUUUCCUUGGUGCUGCUGCUGCUGUUGCUGCUGCUGUCGAACGCAUCAUGUCGACGAUGAAAAUGCCCUCCCUCGAGGAUGACCAGCGAUUUGCGCUGAUGAAGUUUCGCCGGCAGGUGGCUGACGUACUGAAACCGGAGCACGAUGAUUACUAUCUGCUGCGCUGGCUGCGAGCACGCAACUGGAACCCUGAGGCAGCGGAGAAAAUGCUGCGCGACUCGAUGAAGUUCCGUGAGCGCUGGAAUACAGAUGAGAUCGCCAAGUGGCCGACGCCCCAGAUCCUGCAAGACUACAGUCCCCACGGUGUGUCCGGGUUCGACAAGGACGGAUCCCCGAUCAUCAUCAUUCCGUUUGCCGGGUUCGACAUCUGGGGGCUGCUGCACAGUGUGUCCCGGGCCGACAUCAUCCGCAUGACGAUGCAGUCCCUCGAAGGCUACAUGCAGCUAGCGUACGAGCAGAGCAAGAAGACGAACAACCCCGGCAGCCGACAGUUUGUGGUGGUGUUCGAUAUGGACAACUUUAACCUGAAGCAGUACAUCUGGCGCCCGGCGAGCGAGGUGGUGAUCUCGCUGAUCAAGAUGUACGAAGCGAACUAUCCGGAAAUCCUGAAAUGCUGCUACAUCAUCAACACACCGAAAGUGUUUGCGUUCGCGUACAACAUGGUGAAGAAGUUCCUGGGCGAGUACACGAUCGACAAGAUUCGCAUCUUCAAGCCGGACCGGAGCAAGUGGUUGCCGUCGAUACUGGAGCGGUGCGAUGCGGAUCAAAUCCCGGCAUACUUUGGCGGUACGCAAACCGAUCCGGACGGUAAUCCGAAGUGUGAGACAAAGAUUUGCUGGGGCGGCAAGGUGCCGAAGGAGCUGUACACUUCGAAGGAGGACAGCUUCAACAACAAUCUAAGCUUUACGGAGACGGAGAUCCGGAAGGGUAGCAAGCUGAAGCUGACGUUCGAUUGUGAGGAUGCUGGCUGUUUCUUGAAAUGGGAAUUCCGUACGUUCGAUCACGACAUCAAGUUCGGCGUCAAGUGCGUAAACAAGAAGACGGAAGAAUCGGCUAUUGAGGUACCGCUCAAGCGGGUGUCCUCCCAUCAGGUGGACGAGUCCGGUUUUAUCACCUGCCAACCGGGUUGUACAUAUCACGUCCUGUUUGACAAUUCGUACUCGUACUUCAAGACGAAAAAGAUUCGCUACUCCGUCCUGAUGACGGCACCGCUCAGCGAUGUGGAACAGACGAUGGCGCCGAUUGCCAUCACGGAAGAAACAUCACCGCAGGAGGAGAACGAAGAUUCGACGCAAGAUUCUGCACUCUAGGUACCAAGCUGCUACCCCCUGGGGACGGUUGGUUGUUGGUCGAUGUGUACCGGGGAAACAUAACGCAGGUAUUACAGGGACAGGCGUAAAGGAUAUUAACAACAACAAAAUCUAGCAAACAAAAACGAACCCCAUCAUGCGCUAUUGCGAACCAAAGAUUCCUUUCCGAAGACUUGAAAUUCAUUUCGUGCGAUCGAGUUUAGCUUUUUCACGUGCGUUACACCGCAUACCUUUAUGGCUAUCGCGUGUUUAACGCCUUCUAUCUUCUGUUUGGCUUUAUCAGCGCGCAAACGAUUAUGGACACACCGUUAAAGGAAUGAGUUUGUCAUGCCGAAAACGGGCGGCAAAAAAAAAAACACUGAUACGCGGCCAAUUCUUUCAUUUGCAGGUGAUAAACGAUUAGAUAGUAAGCAAAAUUGCGUAUUCCUACACGGUUGACUUUCGUCCUUAUCGGUGACAUUGUAAAUAUUAAUACCGGUACUAAACACUACGGCGCAAAGGGACAACAAGUCGGUAAAAUGGGCGAUAUUCUCUCGUGGAGAGUAGUGUCGUGUGCGUGAGCAGGACCAGCGGGUAAUAGGUUAGUUGUAAAGGGGGAAAAUCGUGGAUUUUGUAGUGAGAAGCUGUCCUAACCAUAGGCAAAGGACCGUGCGUAACCUUCGUGGUAAAAAAGGACGUAAAACUGUGUCGGGCAUAUUACGUGUUGUGCUGUGUAAAGUUAUAAACUACACUUAUGUUUAAUAAAAACCGUACGGAUUGGUUACAUGAAACACUA